CUCUUUGAAGAAGACGCAGCCGGCGCUGUCGCGGAGCCUCUGACCAUCAGCUCCCGCUCCUGGCUCACCGCUGUUCGCUCUUCCCGAGGAACAAGUCGGUCAGGAAGCCGCGCCGCAGACAUGGCCUUUAAGGACACCGGCAAGACUCCCGUGGAGCCGGAAGUUGCGAUUCACCGGAUUCGGAUCACCCUCACCAGCCGCAACGUGAAGUCUUUGGAGAAGGUGUGUGCUGACCUGAUCAGAGGCGCGAAGGAGAAGAACCUCAAAGUGAAGGGACCGGUGCGGAUGCCCACCAAGACUCUGAGAAUAACUACGAGAAAAACUCCUUGUGGUGAAGGUUCCAAGACUUGGGAUCGUUUUCAGAUGAGGAUCCACAAGCGACUCAUAGACCUGCACAGCCCUUCUGAGAUUGUUAAGCAGAUCACAUCCAUCAGUAUUGAACCAGGAGUCGAGGUUGAAGUCACCAUUGCAGAUGCUUAAGUCCAACUUUUUAAUAAAUUGAUACUCAGUUG
Molecule: messenger RNA, 512 nt
Organism: Sus scrofa (pig)
Lineage: Eukaryota; Metazoa; Chordata; Mammalia; Artiodactyla; Suidae
Gene: RPS20
Product: ribosomal protein S20
Biological process (GO): translation
Cellular component (GO): ribosome; small ribosomal subunit
Molecular function (GO): structural constituent of ribosome; RNA binding
Source: RefSeq, marked provisional